AAUUAGCGGUACUGGCGAGACACUAUACUUCUCAAUAAAAGCGGCUCAAGGGACUACGAUUCCUCCAAUCCUCAACGCCUAUGAGAUUUAUCGGUUCGUAGAGCUACCAAAUAAACCAACUGCCCCAGACGAUGUUGCUGCUAUGCUGGAGAUCAAGACCCAGUACAGCGUGACUAAAAACUGGCAAGGCGAUCCGUGUGUCCCAAGUGAUUAUUCAUGGGAAGCUUUAAACUGCAGUAAUGACAAUCCUCCAAGGGUCAUCUCAUUGAACUUGAGCUCAAGCAACUUGACAGGGGAAAUUGCAACUUCAUUCUCCAAACUCAAACUAAUCCAGUCCUUGGAUUUAAGAGGAAACAAGCUCACAGGUUCAGUUCCUGGGGCUCUUCUGGAACGGUCGAGGAUUGGACAAUUGGACCUGAGGGUUGAUGCAAAUCCGGAUCUUUGUCUGUACGCUCCUUGUAAGGGAAAGAAGAAAAAAGAGUUAGUCAUUCCAUUUCUUGCAGCGUCUAUAACAGCAGUCUUGAUCCUUCUCUUCAUCGUUAGUGCUCUUGCUAUAUGUAGAAGGAAAAGAGGAUCAGACAUGGUUUCCAAAUCCAAAUCCAGCAUCAAAUCAAAGAAUCGACAGUUCAGCUACUCUGAGGUUGUUAACAUAACUAAUAACUUCAGAACCAUCAUUGGCGAAGGAGGAUUUGGAAACGUCUACCUCGGCAAAUUAGAAGAUGACAUUCAAGUUGCUGUUAAGCUUCUCUCUCCUUCAUCAAACCAAGGGUACAAGGAAUUUAGAGCGGAGGCACAGCUCUUAAUGGUACUUCAUCAUGGAAACUUGGUUACUCUUGUUGGAUACUGUGAUGAUGGCGAACAAAAGGCGCUCAUAUAUGAGUACAUGGCUAAUGGGAAUCUGCAGCAGCAUUUAUCAGCGACAAACCCAAAUGUCAUAACAUGGAAGAAGCGACUUUGUAUUGCAGUGGACGCAGCACACGGGUUGGAGUAUCUACAUAAUGGUUGCAAGCCACCUAUCAUCCACAGAGAUUUAAAACCGUCCAACAUCCUACUAAACGAACAAAUGCAAGCCAAGAUAGCUGAUUUUGGGCUUUCUAGAGCCUUUGCCAACGAAAAUGAUACCCACGUGUCAACUUGCCCAGCUGGCACAUUUGGAUACGUCGAUCCGGAAUUUGCAACAUCUGGGAACUUCAAAAAGGAAAGUGACGUCUAUAGCUUUGGGAUUAUUUUGUUUGAGCUUAUAACUGGUCGCCCUGCAAUAAUAAGAGGUCCUAUGCAAAGCAAUCACAUACUUGACUGGGUUUCUCCUUUGAUUGGAAGGGCAGAUAUUCAAAAUAUUGUUGAUCCAAGACUAGAAGGAGAGUUCAACACCACUUCUGCCUGGAAAGUUGUGGAAAUAGCCAUGUCGUGCGCACUACCGGUUGCAAUCCAAAGGCCAGGCAUGAGUCAGGUAUUGGCAGAACUAAAGGAAUGUUCGGCUCUGGUAAUGACUCGUGGGAGACUUCAAAGGAUAGUAACUGAGUGCAGAACUUCGAGCAUGCACACAGCACGUUCCAUUUCGAGCUAGAAUCAAAAAUUUCUCAUGUCACUAGAUAGUUAUUGAACAAACUAUGCUAAAAAAUUCCUUUUAUGCAAUACGACAAGUCCGUUUGAAGAGCUUAUUAUAUCCUUGUUUCAUGUGGGUAACCUUUUUUUUUAAUCGAGUAUGAGAGAGAAUACUUUAUGGAUUUCUACAGCUUUCUAGGUUCUAUUGGACAUUUAAAUUACAAUGAUUACUAGUUUGUAUUCUGGA
Molecule: messenger RNA, 1792 nt
Organism: Juglans microcarpa x Juglans regia
Lineage: Eukaryota; Viridiplantae; Streptophyta; Magnoliopsida; Fagales; Juglandaceae
Product: putative leucine-rich repeat receptor-like serine/threonine-protein kinase At2g19230
Exons: 10
Coding region: 143-1567 (474 amino acids)
Biological process (GO): protein phosphorylation
Molecular function (GO): protein kinase activity; ATP binding; protein binding
Source: RefSeq, a predicted model, not a curated record